Messenger RNA from Lasiosphaeria miniovina, 672 nucleotides. RefSeq lists its product as uncharacterized. The record is from RefSeq and is a predicted model, not a curated record. The transcript has 3 exons. Bases 1 to 672 code for a protein of 223 amino acids. Lineage: Eukaryota; Fungi; Ascomycota; Sordariomycetes; Sordariales; Lasiosphaeriaceae.
AUGCCGAAACAUCACUGGAAACACAAGCAAACUUUCCGACAUGUCGGCAGCCUUGAGUUCCUCAGGCAAGAGUUAGAUGGGGUCCUUGGCAGUGAAAAGUACUACAUUCCGAUUUUGAAUCACAACCCGGCGGUGGAAGUCUUCGAAUUUGAUGUCUACCACUCGAAACAAAAGUUAACACCAGAUGAGAUCAGGGAAAUCCAGGACUCGACCUGGCCAAGUCGCAUGAGAUCUCCGGCACCCUACCGCUUCCGAGCGACUACCCAGAUCUCACCCGUUAGAGACGUGACGAGGAACGAGGGAGACGGAUAUCUCAUUUCCCAGCUCCGGGCACAGCAGCCAAGCCACACCCCCGGCGCUUGUGAUACUUGUAUUAACGCCAAGCCGGCCGUGGCCGAGGAAUCAACAUUUCUCCAUCCCACAAGCAAUCCAGCUGUCCCCCACCAACACCAAGGAACUACUUCCCAGGCCGACUCGCUGACAGAUAAGGCAAGCUCAAAGAACGACGGGCACAACGAGCUCCUCGAUAACCUUGAUGAGGACUGGUUCAGCGUGAACAAGGAAGGUCUCCCCCGCCGGGAAGCCAAGCGGAAGAUGUCUGAUUCGUGGGAGGUCGUCCCACUUGACAAGUUACCAGUUCUUGAGAAGGAUGACGGCUGGGAGCUUCUUUAG